AUGUGUGAUACCUUUAAACUCUCCCAGCUUUCUCGGGUUGAGAUGAAACCGUGCGUGGAGAAGCCGACUGCGGAGCGAGAACUCGUGACGUAUUUUGAAGGCAAGACGCAACACUGGGCGUGCGACGACGCGGCAGAGCUGAGCAACUUCGUCGGAUGUCUCGCGUCGUCGUCGAAAGAGACGCUUCGAAAAUCCUUAACCGUUGUCGGAGAAGACACUUCAGUCAUCGAGGAGUGGGCCUCGGCAUAUAAAGCCAAGUCUAUCAACAGCGGAGGUGGGGCAAAGUUUUCACUAAUCGACGAAACUGAUGGAAAAAAAGAGGAAGAAAAUUCGCCGAAAUCAAGGAUCGGUGAAGAAGAUCUGGAAGAGGAAGACUUGCGGAAAUACCUCGAAACUCACAGAAUCGAAAUGGGAGACCACGCGAAAGCCUUUGAAACCAGGGUUCGAGACGAAUUUUCAAACCUAGAUCAUGCGACGGUUUGGGACUUAAUGGAACGGUCAAAACAAGCUGGCCCGAUCAAAGAGGAACUAGACGCGGUCGAAAGGAACCUCGAAGACGUCGAAGCGUGGUUGGACACGUUCAGUGUGAAACUCCUGAGCAUGAAAGAAGACGCUCGCGUGAUAGAGGACUUGCUGAGCCUGAAAGACGAGGAAAAGGGCCCGCGUAAAAACGAAGUCUUGACGAAAGUUAUGACGGAGCUGAUAGAGAAGAUAACAGUCCCGGAAGGGCUCGAAGAAAAAAUUCAUAACUCCGCGUUUGAAACAGACGACGACAUAGCGGACGUGGUAAAAGCCAUCGACGAAGUCUGUGCGUUCAGGAAACGUUUCGAGGAAGACGAAAUGAAAAUAUAUCGCAGGAUACGUUCCGUCGCCGUUCAAGAAGCGAAAUGCAUGAACCUGUGCGACGAGCUUAUCGGGAAAUCAACUUAUCACUUGAAAUCGCUUCUCGAAGGAGCGGUCGAGCGCGAGCUCGACUUGGGAAUCAAGAGCGAUGCGAAAGGAAUGCCUUGUGCUCCAACCUGGGAACGCAUUCACGUUCUCGUGAAUCAAAAUGGAAAUUUAAUGCGCGCUAUGCAUCGUCUACACGGUAAAAGUACAGGGUAA
Molecule: messenger RNA, 1104 nt
Organism: Micromonas pusilla CCMP1545
Lineage: Eukaryota; Viridiplantae; Chlorophyta; Mamiellophyceae; Mamiellales; Mamiellaceae
Exons: 1
Coding region: 1-1104 (367 amino acids)
Biological process (GO): exocytosis; Golgi to plasma membrane transport
Cellular component (GO): exocyst; plasma membrane
Molecular function (GO): phosphatidylinositol-4,5-bisphosphate binding
Source: RefSeq, a predicted model, not a curated record